Messenger RNA from Drosophila sechellia, 559 nucleotides. Its product is annotated as UPF0729 protein GD16342. The record is from RefSeq and is a predicted model, not a curated record. The coding region runs from base 138 to 434 and encodes 98 amino acids. NCBI's taxonomy places the organism in Eukaryota, Metazoa, Arthropoda, Insecta, Diptera, Drosophilidae. The transcript is spliced from 2 exons.
UGAACUGGCUACACUGACAUUUUUGACAAUAAAUAAAUUGUUGAAUUAAGGAAAUCAAAGCGAGAAAUACGAUUUUCCGGAGCCAGUAAGCAGCUAACUUUAAAAAGCCCGUUUUUGACCCGCUUCUAAGCAGAACAAUGGUUUGCGUGCCCUGUUUCAUCAUUCCACUGCUUCUGUACAUUUGGCACAAAUUUGUGCAGCCGAUAAUCCUGCGCUACUGGAAUCCAUGGGAGAAGAAGGACGCCCAGGGCAAUGUGAUCAAGAAGGGCCCCGACUUCCCCUUCGAGUGCAAGGGCGGCGUUUGCCCCUUCGUUCCGGGGGCCAAGAAACCGGAGAAGGCCAUUCCUGCCGAGGAAUCCCAAAAUCCGCCAUCGAGUGCAACAGCAGCACUGGCAGCGGAAACGGAAGUGGACGAGUCCAAGAAGGAGAUCUAGUCGAAAUGUUCCAAAUAUUAAUAGUCCAUUUUUUUUUUGACAUAAGAACACAACGCGCACAACACAAAAACACUAAUCCAAAAUAGUUAACAUUAAAUACAUGUUCACAUUGACACACGAAAAAA